AUGUACAAGCUUGCACGAUCCCGGCCGCUCGCGAGCGCUCUCCGCGCUGUCGCUGAGACCCCACUGAAGCGAUCAGUGAUCCAGCAGAGCAGAACUCUUGCUAUCCAUGAGUACAGGUCCGCGAACCUCCUCAAGACGUAUGGCAUUGGUGUCCCCGCUGGUGAUGUCGCCACCAACGCAGCGGAAGCAGAGAAAGUAGCCAAGUCGAUCAGCGGUGACGACAUGGUUAUCAAGGCACAAGUCCUUGCCGGAGGUCGUGGAAAGGGAACUUUCGACAACGGCUUCAAGGGCGGUGUCAGAGUUGUCUACUCUCCCCGGGAAGCCUCGAUUCUCGCAGACCAAAUGAUCGGUCACAAGCUCAUCACCAAGCAAACUGGAGCCGCUGGACGUCUCUGCAACGCUGUCUACAUUGUCGAGCGCAAGUUUGCUCGUCGCGAGUUCUACCUUGCUGUUCUUAUGGACCGUGCCUCACAAGGACCCGUCAUUGUCGCCUCGUCGCAAGGUGGCAUGGACAUCGAGGCCGUAGCCAAGGAGCACCCCGAGGCCAUCAUCACCACACCAAUUGACAUCCACACCGGUGUUACCGACGAAAUCGCACGCAACAUCGCCACCGAGCUUGGAUUCUCCGAGCAAUGCAUCGAGGACGCCAAGGACACCAUCCAGAAGCUCUACAAGGUCUUCAUGGAGCGUGAUGCCACCCAGAUUGAGAUCAACCCUCUCUCCGAGACCACCGACCACCAGGUUCUCGCCAUGGAUGCUAAGCUCAACUUCGAUGACAACGCCGAUUUCCGCCAGAAGGAGGUUUUCGACUGGAGGGAUGUUUCCCAGGAGGAUGCUGAUGAGGUCAAGGCCGGCGAGUGGGGCUUGAACUUCAUCAAGCUUGACGGUGACAUUGGCUGCCUUGUCAAUGGUGCUGGUUUGGCUAUGGCUACUAUGGAUAUCAUCAAGCUCAACGGUGGUAACCCAGCCAACUUCUUGGAUGUUGGUGGAGGUGCCACCCCCGAGGCCAUCAAGCAGGCUUUCGAGCUCAUCACUAGCGACCCCAAGGUCACUGCUAUCUUCGUCAACAUCUUCGGAGGUAUCGUUAGGUGUGACGCCAUCGCUAAGGGAUUGAUUUCCGUCGUUGAGAGCAUGAACUUGAGAAUCCCCAUCAUUGCUAGGUUGCAGGGUACCAACAUGGAGCAGGCACACCAACUGCUCAACGAGUCCGGCCUCAAGAUCUUCUCCAUCGACGACCUCCAGUCCGCGGCCGAGAAGUCGGUGCAGUUCUCCAAGGUUGUCAAGAUGGCCCGUGACAUUGACGUUGGCGUCGAGUUCACUCUCGGUAUCUAA
Aaosphaeria arxii CBS 175.79 is the source of this 1332-nucleotide messenger RNA. RefSeq names its product succinate-CoA ligase. Gene Ontology annotation, molecular function: metal ion binding; succinate-CoA ligase (ADP-forming) activity; ATP binding. The coding region runs from base 1 to 1332 and encodes 443 amino acids. The transcript has 6 exons. NCBI's taxonomy places the organism in Eukaryota, Fungi, Ascomycota, Dothideomycetes, Pleosporales. Gene Ontology annotation, biological process: tricarboxylic acid cycle; succinyl-CoA metabolic process. The record is from RefSeq and is a predicted model, not a curated record. Gene Ontology annotation, cellular component: succinate-CoA ligase complex; mitochondrion.